This is a messenger RNA of Hemibagrus wyckioides, 2613 nucleotides long. It is a transcript of the gene ada2a, whose product is annotated as adenosine deaminase 2a. Lineage: Eukaryota; Metazoa; Chordata; Actinopteri; Siluriformes; Bagridae. Gene Ontology annotation, biological process: inosine biosynthetic process; adenosine catabolic process. The record is from RefSeq and is a predicted model, not a curated record. The coding region runs from base 338 to 1855 and encodes 505 amino acids. The transcript has 11 exons. Gene Ontology annotation, molecular function: adenosine deaminase activity.
UGUACAAGAGUGUGUAAAAGACAUCCGCUAAACGAAUCGAAAACACUACCUGGCAACCCCAGUGGAUCCGUGUUAGCUGGGAAGCCCGGUUGGAUCCUUUAGCACGCUUGUUUACGGUUUAAACCUCAGUGUUCUGGAGUUUCCUUCUCCUUCAGAAAGCUGAAUAGAGAAUAGAGAAGUGCGAGAGUCUGCAGGAGGAACGUUUCCUUCAUCUCAUGCUUUUGAUGUAAAUGAACAUCUUUUUUUCUUCUUCCCCUAACCUUCACAGUUCCAGUUCUACUAACUAACAUUACUCACUGAAUUCUCAACGAAGGACAACCUUCUGAACAGACUAGCCAUGUGUGUGUCGUCAUGGAGGAUGCAGCCGGGUUUGACGUGGCUCUUGUUGCUGAGCUUCAUGCCAUGGGGCACGGACUCCAUGCCCGAUCCGCGCCAACGGGAGGCUCUGAUGGAGCAGGAGGUGAGCAGAGAGGUCGGCGGUAGGGUGGUGCUGAACGAGAAAGAGAAGCUCCUCGAUGGAAAACUCUACCAGAUGAAGAGGCAGGAAAUGGAAGCGCCGGACUUCCCUCCUGCUAUGCACUUCUUUAAAGCCAAGGCUCUGAUCGACAGAAGUCCAGUCUUCAGAUUGCUGCAGAAGAUGCCCAAGGGAGCAGCUCUACACGUGCACGACUUUUCCAUGGUUGGAGUUGACUGGCUGGUGAAGAACGUGACCUACAGGGAGAACUGCUACGUGUGCUUCACCGACGACGGCUCUGUACGCUUCGUCUUCUUGUCCACACAGCCCAAAGCGGCGCCUACCUGCUCCGUGUGGGUUCUGCUCAAAAGCCUGAGGAAGAAACACAACACCACUGAGCUGGACAACAGCUUUAUUCGAAACCUGACGUUGGUUACAGAGGACCCAGACAUCGAGUACCCCAACCAGGACGUGGUCUGGAAGAGGUUCGAACAAGCCUUCUUGGUGGCCUUUGGGCUGGUCACGUACGCUCCCGUCUUUAAAGAUUAUCUUUAUGAAAGUUUCAGGCAGUUUUACAUGGACAACACCAUGUACGUGGAAAUCCGAGCUCUUCUACCGCUGACGUAUGAGCUGGACGGCAGACUGAACGAUCGGGAAUGGAGCAUGAGAGCUUGUCAGGACGUGGUCCAGCGCUUCACGGCUCGGUAUCCGGACUUCAUAGGAGCCCGAAUAAUUUUCACUGUCCACAGAGGCUUGAAUGCGACACAAGCCGUAUCGGUGGUCAAGGAGGCCAUUAUGCUGCAGAGGAACUUUCCAGACAUCAUGGCAGGCUUUGACUUUGUGGGUCAUGAGGAUAAUGGAAAUCCCCUGUGGUACUUUAAAGAGGCUUUGGGGGUGCCGGAGGAGCUCGGUGUCCAUCUGCCCUACUUCUUCCAUGCUGGAGAGACCAAUUUAGAGGGCACGGCGGUGGAUCAGAACAUGAUGGACGCCCUGCUCUUCAACACGUCUCGGAUCGGACACGGCUUUGCGAUGCCGAGGCACCCCGUGGUCAAAGAGCUGGCUAGGAAGAUGGACGUAGCGGUGGAGGUUUGCCCCAUCUCUAAUCAGGUCCUAAAGCUGGUCUCUGACCUGCGGAACCAUCCGGCGGCCAUGCUGAUGGCGGAAGGUCAUCCCAUGGUGAUCAGCUCCGACGACCCGGCUCUGUUCGGAGCGUCCGGUCUCUCAUAUGACUACUACCAGGCUUUCAUGGGCCUGGGAGGAAUGACAUCGAGUUUAGCUACACUGAAAGAGCUCGUGUUAAACUCUCUGAGGUACAGCUCCUUGUCUCCUACUCUGAAGGAAAAAGCCAUUGAAGCUUUGCUAGUGAAGUGGGACAAGUUUGUCUCGGAGUCUUUGCUGUGAACCUGCUGGACAAUAGGAGACAAUUAUCACGUGCAUCUUUAUACGUGUUUAAUCUGUGCGUCAAUACUGAAAGGAUUUUCCUGAAAGAUGGACCAUUUAAUGGCAAGCUUUAAAAUGAAUAUAUAUAUAUAUAUAUAUAUAUAUAUAUACAUAUAACAUUUUGAGAACAGUUUAUGAACACUUGAUUUUUAGGAAUCUUUAUUGCUCACCAUUUGAAGGCAUUUUUGUUGUGGCUAUACCAUGCUAAUAGAACAGUGUUUUAUAAAAUAACUAAGGCACUUCAACAAAAACUAUUUUGUAGAGAAAACAAUGAUCAAAAUUAGAGAAAGACCACAACUAAAAUUUCUGAAGGUCAGCAGUUAGCAGGAAGUGUACAGGCCCUUGCUUUGAAUGACUUCAAGUGAUGAUCUGUGGCUACAGGAUGUCGCUAGUCUCUCACAGUCGCUAGUUUGCUCUGGUGUGAUUUUGGUCCACUCUUCUUCCAGUCUCUUCCACAGUUCGGUGACUGUAGUGGGUUUCUUGGCCAUAACUUUGUCGCCAAUGAUUUUCCAGAGGUUUUCUAUCAGGUUUAGAUCAGGGCUCUGGGCUGGCCAUUUCAUUAUUUCAAGGUUUUCAGCUUCAAGGAACCGCUUUACCCCCUCCACCUUUCCCUGACUUCUUUACACACUUGUGGUUCAGUCUUUCCCCAGCUUGACGACGAACAUAAUGUUUCCCAUUGGACCGAAAUAAAUGAAACUUGCUUUCAUUGCUAAAGUGAA